Molecule: messenger RNA, 2601 nt
Organism: Uncinocarpus reesii 1704
Lineage: Eukaryota; Fungi; Ascomycota; Eurotiomycetes; Onygenales; Onygenaceae
Exons: 2
Coding region: 1-2601 (866 amino acids)
Biological process (GO): Mo-molybdopterin cofactor biosynthetic process
Molecular function (GO): molybdenum cofactor sulfurtransferase activity; molybdenum ion binding; pyridoxal phosphate binding
Source: RefSeq, a predicted model, not a curated record
AUGGUACUGUCGGCACUGUCGAGGCUGGUGGGCGACGGGCACAAUAGACGUCUAAAGUCGCUGUGGACUGGCGAGAAGCCGUCGCUCCAGCAGCGUAGGGUGCAAAUCCCACCUUUAGAAGCCGAACAGGCCAAGGGCUUCUAUCCUGAAGACUUGGAGACUAUACGGGCGCGGGAGUUUCCCUUGUUGAAAGAUACAACAUAUCUUGACCAUGGAGGCGCAACACUAUAUGCCAGAAGCCUCAUCGAAGCUUUCUCGCAGGAGAUGACGUCGCACAUCUUCGGGAAUCCGCAUUCAGCCUCCGUUUCCUCACAACUGUCCACGCAGAGGGUAGAUGAUGCGCGGCUGCGGUUGCUGCGAUUCUUCAACGCGAGCCCAGACGAGUUCGAUCUUGUCUUCGUCGCCAAUGCGACAGGCGCAAUCAAGCUUGUUACGGAGGCAAUGAGGGACUAUGAUGAGGAGGGGUUCUGGUACGGGUACCAUAUCGAUUCGCAUACAAGUUUGGUUGGGCCUCGCAAUACUGCAGCUCAAGGAAGUAGGUGUUUUCUCGACCAUCGUGAGGUGGAAGAGUGGAUUGAUGGCUUGGAUGCUACAUCUGAUGGCCGGGACCGCCGCUCAUUCCCAAGGCUGUUUGCAUAUCCCGCCCAGUCGAACAUGACUGGAAGCCGCCUGGGCCUCGAUUGGUGCAAGGCCAUCCGGACGAAGACAAACCCCAAGGGAAAUGUCUACACUUUGUAUGAUGCCGCCGCCUACGUGCUCAGUUCGCCGCUUGAUUUGAGUGACCCAGAGUCUGCCCCCGAUUUCACGGCGCUGAGUCUUUACAAGAUCUUCGGAUACCCGGACCUUGGUGUGCUUAUUGUUCGCAAGAGUGCGAGCCAUAUCUUUGAACGGAGAAAAUAUUUCGGCGGGGGCACAGUGGGAAUGGUCGUUAGCAUUGGGAAUGAAUGGCAUGCUAAAAGCGACCAUACCAUCCACAAUGGCCUCGAAGAUGGAACACUGCCUUUCCACAAUAUUGUGGCCGUGCAUAGUGCUCUUGACAUUCACUAUCGGCUCUACGGUUCAAUGCAAAAUGUUUCCCGUCAUACCGCUUCUCUCAUCAAGGAUGUCUCCAGCCGCCUUGACGCUAUGAGACAUUUCAAUGGUACAAAGGUUUGCGAAUUAUACAAAUCCCCAAGGUCUGUGUACGGAGAUCCAGCAACGCAGGGGCCAGUGAUUGCCUUUAAUUUGAAAGAUAGUCGUGGGUCAUGGAUAGGAAAGUCAGAUGUUGAGAAACUCGCCACCGUCAAAAACAUCCACAUCCGCUCUGGAGGCCUUUGUAACCCUGGUGGAAUAGCGUCCUUUCUUCAUCUCACGUCUGACGAUAUGAAAAGGAACUAUGCCGCGGGUGUGCGUUGCGGUGAUGAGAAUGACAUUAUGGAUGGGAAGCCUUCCGGAGUAUUGCGAGUCAGCGUCGGCGCGAUGACCAAUAUCCGCGAUAUUGACAACUUUGUCAACUUCAUUUCAGAUUUCUAUGUCGAGAAAGUCAAUCCUGGGCCUGAACUGCCUGCGCCGGUACCACCACCAAAAUCGAGAUUUUAUGUUGAGAGGCUUUGCGUGUAUCCGAUCAAAAGCUGUGGAGCGUUUGUGGUUCCCAAACGCGAGCAAUGGGAAAUCAGGCCGGAAGGUCUAGCUUGGGAUAGGGAGUGGUGUCUUGUACACCUGGGGACAAAUAUUGCCCUUAGCCAGAAGAAGUAUCCUCGAAUGGCUCUCAUUAACCCGGUUAUUGACCUCGAGGCAGGUCUGCUACGAAUCACUUGUGGAGCAGCUGGAUCUAAGGAUUGGAGUUCCUUACAAAUUCCCUUGUUUCCUGACGACACUGAAGGCCAAACCGUUCUUCAGAUGCACCAGAAAGCAAAAUCGGCAACAGUUUGCCAGGACGUUGUUGCCGUACAGAUAUAUUCCGCUUCGAAUGUCACAGAUUUCUUUUCAGCUUUUCUCGGCGUGCCCUGCACCCUUGCCAGAUUUCCACCUCAGUCGUCAGAGCGCUGUUACAAGCUUCGCUCGCCCUCAUCCAAACAGAAUGGACGAUCGAAUAUUCUACCCAGGGCCCUUUCCAGAUUUAAAUCACCACCCUAUCAGCCCCCGAUCCUCCUUUCAAACGAAAGUCCUAUGCUCCUUGUCUCUAGAUCAAGCGUCAACAAACUCAACGAAAUGAUAAAGCAGCGUAGGAGCAACGCCAGGACGGUGCCCUGUGACGUCUUUCGUGCCAACAUAAUCGUGGCCGAAGACCUGUACCCCUACCAGAUGAACAGCCGUACUCACAAUACGCAAUUGUCGACAGAACAUCCGUACAUCGAGGAUUCCUGGUCCGGUUUCCGGGUCGGAGGCCAAAAGUUUGAUGUCCUUUCGUCGUGCCAGCGGUGCCAGAUGGUUUGCAUCGAUCAGGAUACGGGUGUUCGAAAUGAAGAGCCAUAUUCUACGCUUGCAAAGACCAGGAAGUUCAAUGGGAAGGUAUAUUUUGGACGACAUGUUUCUCUGGCCAGUGAUUCUAUGCGAGGAGGUGGAUCUUUCCCGACCGUUAAGGUUGGGGACGCGGUUUUGCCAUUUUAUGAGGACACUUGA